This is a messenger RNA of Microthlaspi erraticum, 2529 nucleotides long. NCBI's taxonomy places the organism in Eukaryota, Viridiplantae, Streptophyta, Magnoliopsida, Brassicales, Brassicaceae. The record is from the annotation of a GenBank genome assembly.
AUGGAGCCCAAUAUUUACCAACUUGCCCUUGCGGCUCUCUUUGGAGCUUCCUUCGUCGCUGUCUCGGGGUUUUUCAUGCAUUUCAAGGCACUCAAUCUAGUCCUCGAGCGUGGCAGGGAGAAGAAAGACAGCACCGAAGGAGGAGACUCGCCGCAGCAUCGGACCAGGCGGCGGAGCCAAGUUCGACGGAAAGGAAUCGACCACUACGGUCGCAGCCCCGCUUCGCUUCCAGAUGCUACGCCCUUUACCGGAGCAGCCGAUGCUGGCGGCGGCGGCGGUGGAAGUGAUGCAGGGCGCAACAACGGUCACGUUUAUGUCGAUGAAAUCCCUCCUGGUUUGCCCAGGCUUCAUACGCCAGCUGAAGGGAGAUCAUCUUCUGUACUUGGGACUAGUAUCAGGAAAACUGGAAGCUUUGUCAGACCAAUUUCUCCGAAAUCUCCAGUUGCUAGUGCUAGUGCCUUUGAGAGUGUGGAGGAAUCAGAUGAUGAUGAUAACAUGACAGAUAGUGCGGGCCUGGAUGCUUCCUACUUGCAAGCCAAUGGGGACGGUGACUUGCCUGCAGAUGCCACUGAAGAGCAAAUAUCUAUGGCUGCUUCGAGCAUGAUUCGAUCUCACAGUGUUUCUGGUGACUUACAUGGAGUUCAGCCUGAUCCUAUUGCCGCUGACAUUCUGCGUAAAGAGCCGGAGCAAGAAACCUUCGUCCGUCUUAAUGUUCCUCUUGAGGUGCCAACGUCCGAUGAAGUUGAAGCGUAUAAAUGUCUGCAAGAAUGUCUGGAAUUGAGGAAGAGAUAUGUCUUCCAAGAAACAGUUGCGCCAUGGGAAAAAGAAGUUAUAUCUGAUCCUAGUACCCCAAAGCCUAAUUUAGAGCCCUUUGCACACUAUCCUCAGGGAAAAUCUGAGCAUCAUUUUGAGAUGCAAGAUGGGGUAGUCCAUGUGUUUCCAAAUAAAGAUGUGAAAGAAGACCUCUUCCCGGUAGCUGAUGCCACAACGUUUUUCACUGACUUGCAUCAUGUACUCAAAGUUAUAGCUGCAGGAAACAUCCGGACAUUGUGCCACCGUCGCCUAGUGCUCCUAGAACAGAAAUUUAAUCUCCAUUUGAUGCUUAAUGCGGAUAAAGAGUUUCUUGCCCAAAAAAGUGCACCACAUCGUGAUUUUUAUAACGUUAGGAAAGUCGACACUCAUGUUCAUCACUCAGCUUGCAUGAACCAGAAACACCUUUUAAGGUUUAUCAAGUCAAAGCUCCGGAAAGAACCUGAUGAGGUCGUCAUAUUCCGGGAUGGAACAUAUUUGACAUUGAAAGAAGUUUUUGAGAGCCUGGAUCUGACUGGAUAUGACCUGAACGUCGACCUUUUGGAUGUUCAUGCUGACAAGAGUACCUUUCAUCGCUUUGAUAAGUUCAACCUUAAGUAUAAUCCCUGUGGUCAAAGUAGGCUUAGGGAAAUUUUCCUUAAACAGGAUAAUCUCAUCCAAGGUCGUUUUCUUGGUGAGAUAACCAAACAAGUUUUCUCGGACCUUGAAGCUAGCAAAUAUCAGAUGGCUGAAUACAGAAUAUCUAUUUACGGCAGAAAAAUGAGCGAGUGGGACCAACUGGCUAGUUGGAUUGUGAACAAUGAUCUAUACAGUGAGAAUGUUGUGUGGUUAAUUCAGCUUCCACGCCUGUACAACAUUUACAAGGACAUGGGUAUUGUGACAUCGUUCCAGAAUAUCCUUGACAAUAUAUUCAUUCCUCUGUUUGAAGCCACAGUAGAUCCCGAUUCGCAUCCCCAGCUCCACGUUUUUUUGAAGCAGGUUGUUGGGUUUGAUUUGGUCGAUGAUGAAAGCAAACCUGAAAGACGUCCCACAAAACACAUGCCCACUCCAGCUCAGUGGACUAACGCAUUUAAUCCUGCGUUUUCGUACUAUGUCUACUAUUGUUAUGCUAACAUGUAUGUGCUAAAUAAGCUUCGGGAGUCAAAGGGCAUGACUACCAUCACACUACGACCACAUUCUGGGGAGGCUGGUGACAUUGACCACUUGGCUGCUACAUUUCUCACAUGCCAUAGCAUUGCACAUGGAAUCAAUCUGCGAAAAUCUCCUGUGCUUCAGUAUCUCUACUACCUCGCCCAGAUUGGUCUGGCCAUGUCUCCACUGAGCAACAACUCUUUGUUUCUAGAUUACCACAGAAACCCUUUCCCGGUGUUUUUCUUAAGAGGUCUCAAUGUUUCUCUGUCUACGGAUGAUCCCCUUCAGAUUCAUUUAACAAAAGAACCUCUCGUGGAAGAGUAUAGCAUAGCUGCCUCCGUUUGGAAGCUGAGUUCGUGUGACCUGUGCGAGAUAGCUCGUAACUCAGUGUACCAGUCAGGUUUCUCACAUGCCCUGAAGUCACACUGGAUUGGAAAAGACUACUACAAGAGAGGACCCGACGGAAACGACAUUCACAAAACAAAUGUGCCUCACAUAAGGGUGGAGUUCCGUGACACGAUCUGGAAAGAGGAGAUGCAACAAGUUUAUCUAGGCAAUGCUAAAAUCUCAGACGAAGUUGUUCCAUAA